CCUCAUUCUCACUCCCUACCCCUGUGUAGGUGCGCUGUGUGUGUUCGGAGUGUGUUUUCCCUUUUCUGUGGGACUCCUGAAUGGACUGAGUGCGCACUGACCCGCACUGCUGAGCCAAACAGGGAAAAAAACAGAGAAGGAAGGAAAGAAAGAAGGAAAAAGCGCGCAGACUGCCUGGCGGACUUGAGCUUGUUCUCUCACCCUGUUCUGUAGCCUCGGGUCUUGUUCUUGCACCCUGUCCUGUUGUCUUGAAGCUGCAGGCAGAUCAUGAUGUUCCUGCCGGGGAUGUAUGCGCUCAGCUUUGCGCUGCUGCUUGGUUGCGCUCAAUGCGCCCGCGAACAAAUCCCGACAGAAAAACUACUUGUCCUCACUGUCGCCACACAAGAGACUGAUGGCUUCCGCCGCUUCAUGCAGUCUGCAAAUUACUUCAAAUAUUCAGUGAAGGUUUUAGGGAUGGGUGAAGAAUGGAAGGGAGGAGACGUGGGACACUCCAUUGGUGGAGGACAGAAGGUCCGACUGCUCAAGGAAGCGAUGGAGGCUCUGGCUGACCAAGAAGAUCUGGUAAUCCUCUUUGUGGACAGCUAUGACCUCGUCCUCGCCGGAGGGCCAGAGGAGAUCUUGAGGAAGUUCCAGCAGAUGAACCAUAAGGUGGUGUUUGCUGCAGAGGGUGUGAUCUGGCCUGAUGCACACUUGGCAGAGAAGUACCCGCACGUCCGCAGUGGAAAGCGCUUCCUCAAUUCUGGAGGCUUUAUCGGCUACGCCCCGUACAUCACUAAGAUUGUGAAGCAGUGGCAGCUGCAUGACAACGAUGACGACCAGCUCUUUUACACGAAGAUCUACGUGGAUCCGCUGCAGAGAGAAAGUCUUAAUAUGACGCUGGACCACAAGUGCCAGAUAUUUCAGAAUCUAAAUGGAGCAGUGGAUGAAGUUCUGAUGAAGUUCGGGACAGAGAGAGUUCGGAUCAGAAACACCGUCCACGACAGUCUUCCCGUGGUCAUCCAUGGCAACAUAAACACCAAAAUUUAUUUUAACUACCUGGCUAAUUACGUCCCAAAUGCCUGGACCUACGAGCAAGGCUGUACCAUCUGUGACCAAGACAUGUUGGAUUUGUCUCAACUCGCAGAUUAUCCGAGAGUAAGGAUUGGAGUGUUUAUCGAGCAGCCGACGCCAUUCCUUCCAGAGUUCCUGCAGCGGCUCCUGACUCUGGAUUAUCCCAAAGAUAAACUGGAUGUCUUCUUCCAUAACACCGAGGUAUACCAUGAGAAGCACUUACAGGCGUUCUGGGAGGAGAACAAAAAUGUAUUCCAUAGUUUUAAUGUCGUCGGCCCUGAGGAGAUAUUGACCCAAGGAGAAGCAAGGAACCUGGGCAUGGACUUGUGUCGAAGAGAUCCUGAGUGUGACUACUAUUUCAGCAUCGAUGCUGAUGUCAUGCUCACAAACCGACAGACACUGAAGCUACUCAUAGAACAAAACAGAAAAAUGAUCGGACCUCUUGUCACCCGUCACAGCAAACUGUGGUCCAACUUCUGGGGAGCUCUGAGCUUGGACGGCUAUUACGCCCGCUCUGAGGACUACAUCGACAUCGUGCAGGGAAAGCGAGUUGGCGUGUGGAACAUUCCAUACAUGGCCCAUGUUUACCUCAUCAAAGGCGAGACGUUAAGGAACGAGCUGAAGGAGAGGAACGUUUUCGUCCUGGCGAAGCUCGAUCCUGACAUGGUUUUGUGUAGAAACGCCAGGGAGUUGACAAUACACAGAGAAAAAGACUCUCCUUCUCCGGAAUCAUUCCAUAUGCUCAGAUCCCCAAAGGGAGUUUUCAUGUACAUUACAAACCGUCAUGAGUUUGGAAGGCUUAUUUCUACGGCCAACUACAACACGUCCCACUUGAACAAUGAUUUAUGGCAAAUAUUUGAGAACCCAGUGGACUGGAGGGAGAAGUAUAUCCAUCCCAACUACACCCAGAUCUUCACAGAGAACCGUUUGGAACAGCCAUGUCCAGAUGUGUUCUGGUUCCCUGUGAUGUCUGAGCGAGGCUGUGAUGAGCUGGUGGAAGAGAUGGAGAACUUGGGCACUUGGUCAGGUGGAAAACACGAGGAUAAGCGCAUCGCUGGAGGAUACGAGAGCGUCCCCACUGAUGACAUCCACAUGAGACAGAUCGGCUAUGAAAAGGAGUGGCUGCACUUUAUCCGAGAGUUCAUCUCACCUGUCACGCUCAAGGUCUUCUCUGGAUAUUACACCAAGGGCUAUGCUCUCAUGAACUUUGUAGUGAAAUACACUCCUAACAGACAGGCCUAUUUGAAGCCUCAUCAUGACUCAUCCACCUUCACCAUCAACAUCGCGCUCAACCAUAAAGGCCUAGAUUUCGAGGGUGGAGGCUGCAGGUUCCACAGGUAUAACUGCUCGAUAGAGUCUCCAAGGAAAGGCUGGAGCUUCAUGCACCCAGGCAGACUAACGCAUCUUCAUGAAGGACUUCCCACCACCAGCGGCACACGCUACAUCGCAGUGUCCUUCAUCGACCCUUAAUUCCGUUCUCCGAAUGGCCGGUUUUUAGAUUCUGCGUGUCUGAUUUGUUGACUUUUUGUUCUUAUUCUAGAAAAGUUUUUCAUUUGCGCCUUUUGUGUCUUUUACUGCUGUGCAAAGAACAAAAUGAGUUCAGUCACCGAAGAUGCACACAGAUUACAGACAUACACACACACACACACACACACACACACACACACACACACACACACACACACACACACACACAGUUGCAAUAAUUAGGAUAGUUUUUAUUUUUAUUUUGGAACACAGUAGUGCUUGGGAAAUAAUCCCUUUCUUCCCUUUCUUAAAAACCUAUCAGUUAAAACCUAAAAUAUUUUUUUUUAGGUUUUGUAAUUCUGUUCAUCAAAUUAUUCAGGAGAGAAAACACCUGCUGUCAUUUUUAUUCAUCUCCAACUCAGAGAAAUAUAGUUUAUUUUAUUUUUAUCUCUGCAAAUUAACAAGCAGAGAAAUGACAACCAGAUUUGAUUAGAAUUCUGGUUGAACCGAAGUUCAUAAGAUUUUUACUUGAAGUGCUAAGUUUUCUGGAUGCAGCAUGAGCUUAGUUUGCAUUAAGUUAUAUUCUUGGUUGAAAAUACAUCAUUGAAAAUGUUUGGUCUAGGACUAGGCAGAGAACUGUAUGUACCCUGAAACUGGCCUAAAAUGCAAUACUGUAAAAACCCAAGGUCAAAACAUGUCCAUCACGUCCUCACUUCCGGAAUUGAACAUUGUGGAGAUGUCAGAUAUUUUACUUUCACUGAAAGUUGUUGCUUUUUGACUGAACGUUGAGCCUCAGCCGCAUCCAUCUGUUUUAACUUAUUUUAAAGAAAAAAAAAAUGUUAAAAAUGUAAUAAAUGAAGAUGUUUUAAAAAAAAAAAACAAAAAAAAAACAACAAAGCUGUUUCAUUUUUUUAAUUGUCACUCAACGCUUCAUUUGUAGAAAACGAGGCAAAAAGAAUGCUGUGGUGUGAAAUGAGCUGUACUGAAACUACAGAAAUGUGCAGUCACACGCCUGAGCCUUCAGCCGAAUCAACUCAUAAACGCACACCCACACACCAAGAAAUUCCACACCUCACACUUUUGCAGAAUGAUCAAAUACGUAACAUGUAGGUCGAUCGGGCAAAUGCGUAAAUUCUUCAAUCUGAUUGGUCAGAAGGUGUGUCAUUUUUCUAUACUUAAACUGUUUUUUUUUUUUUUUUUUUUUUUUUUUUUUUUAAAUACCCCUUUAUCUGAACUUUGUUUUAGCUGUGUAUCAAAUGUUACAUCUUAACCAAAGCAUCAAAAACCAUCUUUUUUUAAAUGUC
Ictalurus punctatus (channel catfish) is the source of this 3821-nucleotide messenger RNA. It is a transcript of the gene plod2, whose product is annotated as procollagen-lysine, 2-oxoglutarate 5-dioxygenase 2. Gene Ontology annotation, biological process: peptidyl-lysine hydroxylation. The record is from RefSeq and is a predicted model, not a curated record. Gene Ontology annotation, molecular function: iron ion binding; procollagen-lysine 5-dioxygenase activity; L-ascorbic acid binding. The transcript is spliced from 20 exons. Lineage: Eukaryota; Metazoa; Chordata; Actinopteri; Siluriformes; Ictaluridae. Bases 268 to 2520 code for a protein of 750 amino acids. Gene Ontology annotation, cellular component: endoplasmic reticulum.